This is a messenger RNA of Brassica rapa (field mustard), 2326 nucleotides long. Its product is annotated as probable folate-biopterin transporter 4. The record is from RefSeq and is a predicted model, not a curated record. Gene Ontology annotation, cellular component: membrane. Lineage: Eukaryota; Viridiplantae; Streptophyta; Magnoliopsida; Brassicales; Brassicaceae.
AAAAAAUUGUAGAAAAGUUGAUGUUAGCAUUUUGACUGGAUUGAAAAAUAAAUAUUGAUUAGAAAAAAAAUAGGCUGCUAAAUUUUUUUAUAGCAGAUUUGAUAUAAAUAAAAAAGAUGAAAAUUUAGAAACAAUUUAUUAAUGUAAAGAAAAUGAUGAUGAAGUAUCAAAUUCAUAGAAUACAUAAUAAUAAUAAUAUGAAGACCUAAAGAGAGAUUUACAGAUUUCCUUCCAAGUGUUUUUUUUAUCUAAAGGAUCAUAAGAGAGUUAAACUGAAAAAAGAAGUCUUUGUUCAAAAAAAAAAAGAGGUCUUUGUCAAAGUCAAAGGAAGGGAGCACAGGAGAUCAAAGAAGAACAGUCGAUGUUGAAUGGGUCCUACAGAUGACGUGUCUAAAUGCCAUAGGUUAUACAACGUGUCUCAAGCCUGCGAAGUUUUUGUUGGAGUGAAAAGACGAGAAUAUCCCUUUCGUCAUUCUUUGCGUCAGUCAACCGAAACAAUUGAAUGUUCGGAGGAGAAAGGCAUAAAUCUGGGAAAGAAAGUCCGUUAUAAAAAAGGAACAGGGAUCACAAUUUUCCCGAGAAAAUACGAAGGAAGGAAGGAAGGAGAUCUUGAUGAUCAGAAACAACUGUUUUGUCUAAUUCCUGCGAGAAGAAGAAGAAGAUGAUGAUGAUACAUUGGUUUAAGCAGCUGCGAUCGGCGUUUGGCGUCGCGUUUCUGUGGCUCGUUUGCCUCAUUUACUUCACUCAGGGAUUUAGAUCGUUUGUGUGGACAGCAGUUUCGUACCAGCUCAAAGACAGGCUUCAGCUAUCACCAUCAGCUUCUCAGUUCGUCUUUUCUGUCGCCUUCUUUCCAUGGAGCAUCAAACCAUUAUACGGAAUCAUCUCAGAUUGUAUCCCUAUAGGAGGGAAGAAGAGGACACCGUACUUGGUGAUAUCGACAGUGCUCUCUCUUGUUCCAUGGCUCUUGCUCGGUCUAGACUCAUCCUCCCGAAGUUCCAGCCUCUAUCUCAUGAUUUUCUUGACCGUACAAAAUCUUGGAUCAGCCAUGGCUGAUGUUGUGAUAGACGCCAUGAUUGCUGAGGCUGUAAGAAUCGAAAAGUCCUCGUUUGCUGGAGAUCUUCAGUCUGUCUCAUGGUUUGCUAUGGCUGUGGGUGGAAUCUGCGGUAGUCUCUUAGGAGGCUACGCGUUGAACAACUUGAACAUAGAAACAAUCUUCCUCCUUUUCACGGUGUUGCCUGCGUUACAGCUACUUUCAUGUCCUCUCGUUGAAGAGAUUCCUGCUAGUAAUGAACCGUUGCCUGAGCUGCUGGACUCGAACGAGUUUGAAGAGAAGAGCAAGAUGAGCAAUGAUACCUAUCCACACACGAAGAAGUCCAACACAAGAAGAAGGAAAGGGCAGAAGAAAGGUAAGAAAGGAGCUUCCAGUGGAAAGAGUGAGACACACAAGAAGCAAUCAAAGUCUUUAGCUUCAAAGUUGUUCCAGUCAUUGAAAGCAGCCGCUUUGGAAUUAUGUCGUGCGUUCAAACAACCGAUCAUUUUGAGACCAAUGGCGUGGUUUUUCAUAGCGCAUAUCACCGUGCCAAACCUCUCUACGGUCAUGUUCUAUUACCAAACCGAGGUGUUGCAGUUAGACGCUUCUUUCCUAGGAACAGCCCGUGUUGUUGGUUGGUUAGGUCUCAUGCUUGGAACCUUUAUCUACAACCGCUAUCUCACAAAUAUGACUCUCCGAAAAUCUCUCUUGUUUGCUCACAUUGGGCUGUCUAUAACCAUACUCCUCGAUAUGACCUUGGUGUCUAGAGCAAAUGUGGGUUAUGGAGUAUCAGACAAGACAAUGGUUCUCUUCGGAUCGGCUCUAGGUGAUGCCAUCAAUCAACUCAAAUUCAUGCCGUUCUUGAUCUUGUCUGGUCGUCUAUGUCCUCCUGGGAUUGAAGGAACACUGUUUGCGCUGUUUAUGUCGAUAAACAACCUUGGGAACACAGUUGGGUCGUUCAUGGGAGCAGGAUUGGCUUCACUUCUUGGAAUCUCUUCAGGGUCCUUUGAGAAUAUGUCUAUGGGCUUAGCUAUUCAAGUGUUUUGCACUUACAUACCCGUGUUGUUUCUUUUCUUGAUACCCAAGGAAGCUACAGGUGUAUCAGCUUCAUAGGCUAGAGAGCAAAGAUAUUUUCUAAUAUAAAAGUUAUAAAAGUUUUGAGAUCAGAGUUUUUUGGAUUUUUUUUGGGCAUCAGGUGUUGACUUUCUUAAAGGCUUUUGAAAUUGACAAACAUCAGACACACAGUAUAUAUUAAAUAUACAUCCUCCCAUUAUCUUUUCAAUUACUGGUUACAUA